UCCCUCUCUUUCUCCAAAUCUGUUACUCCCACAUAAUUGUAGCCCUUAAAAUUCUGCUUUUCCAACUGGUCAAAUACACCAAAUCCAAGAAGAGUACAAGUAGCACAAAAAUUAGGGUGUCUUGUUACUUAUAUACACAUACACAUAUUUCCUUAACAUCUGGAAAAAAAAAAUACUACAUUUCAAGAAUUUGAAAAAUGGUGAUGUCUACAUUGUUGAAUUUUCUAUACUCUCCACCCCCAUCUUUGUUUAUUAAUACAAUGUCUGUUAUAAGCUUUGCUUCAUUAGCAAAUGCUGGAUUCUUGGAAAUUAGAGGAAAGCAUAUGCAGUAUUCGAAGUUCAUUGGAACAGCUAAAAGUGAAAAUGAGAAGGCCAGAAUUGAGAGUAAAAAAGGCAUGCUUUUGUUGUAUAGCCCUGCAUUUCUUGCUGGUGUUGCAUCUUUUGCAAUUUUCCCAGAUGAGGAUUUCAGAUUUGCUUUGGUGUGUUCUGCUUUAACCAUACAUUUCUUCAAGAGAGUAUUUGAGGUCCUAUUUGUUCACAAAUACAGCGGUUCAAUGGAUGUGGAAGCUACAAUUACAAUAUCAUUUAGUUAUUUCCUCUCCACAGUUAUCAUGAUUUAUAAUCAACACCUAACUCAGGGUUUGCCAGAGCCAUCAAUUGAUCUCAAGUAUGGUGGAUUCAUAAUAUUUUUGGUUGGUAUAAUAGGCAACUUAUACCAUCAUUAUUUGCUUUCUAAAUUGAGAACAAAGGGUGAAAAAGAGUACAAAAUUCCUCAAGGUGGCCUAUUCAAUUUUGCCAUAUGCCCACACUAUCUCUUUGAGAUUCUUAUCUUUGUAGGAAUUUCUUGCACUUCUCAAACCUUAUAUGCUAUUUCCUUCACUUUGGGCACUACCUUUUACUUGAUGGGAAGGAGCAUUGCUACAAGAAGAUGGUACAAGUCAAAGUUUGAUGAUUUUCCAAAGGAUAUCAAGGCACUUAUUCCUUACAUAUUUUAGGCUACUUUAUAUAGGGACCUUCAAUUUUUGUUUAUGUACCUAUGUUGAACAAGUAUAGCAUGAUCAUGGAUUCUUAAUUUGUAAAGAUCCUUCAAAAAUAUUGCAGCUUAAUAAAAAGUGAACGAUUUUGUAAGGGGUACA
This is a messenger RNA of Lycium ferocissimum, 1136 nucleotides long. RefSeq lists its product as uncharacterized. The coding region runs from base 198 to 995 and encodes 265 amino acids. Lineage: Eukaryota; Viridiplantae; Streptophyta; Magnoliopsida; Solanales; Solanaceae. Gene Ontology annotation, molecular function: oxidoreductase activity, acting on the CH-CH group of donors. Gene Ontology annotation, biological process: lipid metabolic process. The record is from RefSeq and is a predicted model, not a curated record. The transcript has 2 exons.